This is a messenger RNA of Alosa sapidissima (American shad), 8882 nucleotides long. RefSeq names its product transcription activation suppressor b (gene tasorb). Gene Ontology annotation, molecular function: chromatin binding. Lineage: Eukaryota; Metazoa; Chordata; Actinopteri; Clupeiformes; Clupeidae. The record is from RefSeq and is a predicted model, not a curated record. The transcript is spliced from 23 exons. Gene Ontology annotation, cellular component: nucleoplasm; heterochromatin. Gene Ontology annotation, biological process: protein localization to heterochromatin; negative regulation of gene expression, epigenetic. Bases 158 to 5227 code for a protein of 1689 amino acids.
AGCUGACUGGGAACAGUGACGCUAGGGUUUUGCAGUGGUGGAGAAGGCCAUACGUCAGAGGCAUAAUGGCGGAGGCUGGUUGAAGAGGACAGGCACUCAGCAAAGCUGCGCUGUUACCAAUUUCUUCGCCCUCAGAAGAGGUCCGCAGUGCCUGAAAAUGGCCUGCAAUUCUUACGCGGAAAUUGAAAACGACAACGAAAGCCUUAAGUUCAGUGGGAUUUCAUCCGAGGGCUGCAACUCUCAGAAGCAAUUGUUGUCAGAUAGUAUCUCGGCCACAUCCAAGCAAAAUGGCGAACAAGCUGUAUGUGAAGACGAGCAAAUGUCUGAACAAGAUGCGUCUGAGCGGCGGAAGAUCGGUAUGAUGGAUUUGAAAACCAGCAGUACUUCACCGUCGACACUUCAGAGACCUGCUGAAGAGUUGCUAAGAAGAAAUUUUCAGAUUCCACGGAAGAUCAAGGAAAGGAAAGGUUUGUUCCAGAACCUUUCCCCAGAAUCUCGUGAGUUUGAUGAACUUGUGAAGCUUCUCUCCUCUUUCUACCUGGAGCCUAACUCGCGGGGGACCUUCACAUACACCAAAGCCCGUCUCAUUCACAACGAGCUUCUUGAAAAAGAAUUCAUUGAGAAAAAGAGGGAGCUCAAGCAGCAUGGCCGCACAGAUGCAGAGCUGGAGGAGUCGUAUGGCUUCUUGCUACCGGACAAAGACAAGGUCCAGGCCAUCUGUGAGAAAGGCCUGUCUGUGGGCCACUCCCGCGUUAGCAUGCUGGGCAGUCCUGCUAAAGGUGUGUAUCUAUCAAGGUACUCUGAUCUAUUGCAAGUCAAUACAUUUGAACCCGGAACAACUGGAGAAAUCAUAGUGUUCAAAAUUAUGAAGGGUAAAUUAAAAACCAUAUAUGAAAACACACCAAAGAACGCGGUGGACCCUACGCAGAAGUUCGACUGUCACGUGUUCAAGAAUGCAAGCAAAGUGGCGUCCCUCUACUCCUACCGGGCGUUUGAACACACUCAGCAAUACCUGUUUGAGUUUGCCUAUGAAGAGCUGAAGACCCGGCCCAGACACGUGUGCCCUUACGCUGUGCUGUCCUUCCAGUACAGAGGCAAAGAAACAGUUGCCUCUCUAAACAGGCUCAACAGCCCCAUGAGUGAUGGAAACCGAGUGAGGCGCAGGUACACAGUCUGGAGUGGGACCCUGGUGAACGAGGGAGAGGAGCUUUUCCAGAUUAGCGUCCGAUCUUCCAACCUCCCCCUUCUGCCCUUCCGACUACCUGAUAAACUGGACGUCAGCACAGCGAUGCACUUGGAUGCAUUCAAGAGGAGGAUACCAGCGUUGCUAUCGUGGGACACUUUCUACGGCAAGCGGGAAGUGUUAAAGUAUGGCAUGUACUGCAGUUUGUUUGAAGUGGUGAGCAAGAGCAAACCUGGCAACCAAAAUCUAGCUGGACUGCUACAGAAGCUUGAGAAGGACAAAAUAGUGCUUGUGAAGCCUCUUAUGGACAAAGGAUUUCUCUUCCUGCUUUCAUCCGCCCAAAUGCAAAUAUCAAAUGAGAGGAAGAGUCGAAUGGAAAAAGGUUUACAGGCCCUCUUUAUCUUUCAAGACCCUAGACUGGGCCCAGACCCCAGACUGACAAAAUUCUCAACCACAUGCACGGCUCCCCCUCCCCGCGACCCGAGUGACGGGGUGGUUCUGCGUCGGCUGGAGCCCUUUCUGCCGGCCCUCCACCAUGCGCUGCUGCGCCUGCGCUCGCAUCCGCCCAAGGACCUGGGGGCGGCCGUGGAGCGCCAAGCGAUGGACUACCUGGGCCAGCAGCGAAGGGGCCGCUGCCCGUCGACCGCCUUCCGGCUGCCCGAGUACCGCCAGCACCUGGACGAGCGGCCCGGAUACCCCUCGGGGCCCCGGCCGCGCUUCAGCGGCGAGGCCCUGCGCGCCUACCUCCACGCGCCGGCCUCCUACCAGCUGGCCGCCGCCAAGGCCCACGGCCUGCUCAGCGGAGAGGGCCUGGAGCAGCGCCGACCGCAACGCCCUCCGCCUGCCGUGGCUACCGCAGUCCGGCCCUCGGACUGGGGGAGUCAGGAAAGGCCGGCCUCUGCAUCAGGGGCCCGAGUGACGCAGGCCAAUGGGGGGAGCCAGAGAGCUCCCCAACGCCCAGGGGGAGGGGGAGGGGGGCAGUACGACAAGGACAAGAUGGAGAAGCUGCUGCAGCUGAUCCACAUGCACAAACGGACGCUGCAUGGGGGGAGGGAGGACGAUGACGAGGGCUGGGACGCCGCCGGACUCAAAAGGAGGUUAGAGGACGAAGGGGGAGCGCAGGCCAGCAAGUACCUGAGGACGAGCCUGCUGAGCAACGGCGAGCCUGGGAGAGUGCCUGGUAGUGAGGAGGGCGGCUCUGAGGAAAGCGCCUGGCCCAGCCGCACCCAUGGUUACCCCAUCACAUUCCUCCUCCCAAUGUCUCUGGUGCUAUUUUUCUGCCCCACCGGCAGUUCUGACCCCACACCAUCCUGCCCCUAUUGCCCCAGCGCACGUGGCUCCCCUGCAGUCUCCACUACUGCACGCCGCUGCUGCUUCUACUCCUCCUCCUGCUGUUGCCCCUGCAAGCUCUUUUACCCCACCAGCCAAAGCCCCGCAGCUUCGGUUGCCCGCUGGCAAAGACCUCAAGAAAGCCUCGCAUGGGCACCGUCAAAGACCCCCACAAGCCCCUCGCCGCUGCCACGGAGAAAGCCGAGAAGACGGCGGACGUCAAGCCAAUGGUCUCGGCCCCUCGCGCCGGAACUUCCUGUCUCCCUCUCCCUCGGCGGUCAGUCAGCCGCAGCAGGCACCACCCCCUUCCUCAGAUCCUGCCCCUGUCCCCCCGCCGCCACAGCCAAUCCCAGUGACAGCACAAGCGCGGCAAACAGCCUGAUCAGUCAGAUCAAGCCGGACGUGUUCCUCAGCCUGGUGCAGAUGGUGCAGAGGAACACGCUCAAGUUCUACAUCCACGUGACUGAGGACGACAGCGAGACUCAGCUCUGCACAGAGAUUAAGGAAUACUUGAAGAGCUUCGGCAACGUGGAGUGCAAUCCACAGAGUUUCCUGGAGAACAACAACAGCCUUGACAAGUUUCUUGUCAUCAUUCAAAAUGAGGAUAUAGCUAUGCAUGUUCACAAGAUCCCUGCAUUGGUGUGUUUGAAGAAGUUACCAUCUGUGAGUUUUGCCGGCGUGGACAGUCUGGACGACGUGAAGAACCGCACCUAUAAUGAGCUGUUUGUGUCCGGCGGCCUUAUCGUGUCUGAUGAAUUAAUCCUCAACUCAGACUUGAUGACACUCGAUAAACUGCAGAGGUUGCUGAAGUUUCUAGAGGAGCAGAGUUCCAUCUGGCAGUGGAAGGUGCAUUGCAAGACCCAGAAGAAGCUCAAAGAGCUCAGCAGGUUAAACAGUGAUACGAUGAGCAUGUUAAACCUGCUAACAACGUAUCAGAAGAAGCACUUGGUAGACUUUCUACCCUAUCAUGAAUGUGAUGCUCCCACAAAGACCGCCCCUGAUGUGGACUGCCUCGUCAAGCUGCAGGCCCAUCACACACAACACAGACACAUCAUCUUCCUCACUGAGAGAAAGCUGGAGAUGCUCCCACACUUCUCCAGGCAUGGGAUCCUUGUCGCCAGCAUGGAAGACAUCCUGGACAACUUCACAAGCAUCAUCAGCUUCAGUCCACCCAAGAUGGAGCCGCCCGCACCCACGGCCCCACCAGAAGCCGAAAAGGAAGACGUGCAUGAUGAAUGUGUAGAGGAGGAGGACAUGUCCUUGGACUCAGAUGACGAGACGAUGGGUAUCAGUGAGACGGCCGCGCCCCUCCCGAGCAAUGGCCUGCAGCAGCAGCAGCAUCAGCAGCAGCAGCAGCCGCCAUCGUCAAUCCACCCCCCUCCGCCACAGAUGCUGGAGUUCCGGCCACCCCUGCCAGAGAUGCCCCCCCUCCCGGACGCCAUGGCCCAGAACAGCCCCAUGUCCUACGGUAGCGGCAAGAUGGACUUUGCCCCCGCCACCGCCCCCUUCCCCACUGGACCUGAGCUGGGGGACACCCUGGCGGUGAGUUUUGGGGUGAACCCUCACCAGAGCUACUUGUGUCCAGCGCCGUCACAGUGGAGCCCCUUCUCCAGUGCCACUGGCUACCCGCUUCCCUCACAGCCCCCUUCCGUGUUGCCCCCCGCGUUACCGGGACAACCCUUCCCCCAACAGUCCCCGAUGCCAAACCUCAAGCAGUCUCCGGCCGUCGGCUCGGAUGAGAUGGCCUCCGGGGAGGUGCCUCUGGGACUUCCCCAGCCACUGCCCGAUGGCGAGGCCCAGAUGGGGGUUCCGGCGACGGGUGCGGUGACCCCGCACGCCGCGGGCAACGCUCAGGAUGAACAGGGCAAAGUCAUGGAGCCGAUGGCGCUCCCGUACCCCGACCAUGCUGUCGGCCCUCCGAUGGGCAUGGGGUACGGCUGGGGGGGCCAGAUGGGGGCGAUGCAGCACAGUUACGGAGGCGGCCCGCCGCUUGGUUCGGUCGGCAGUGCAGACACAGCGGAGCUGGCGGAGACGAGCGCUCCGCCGCCACAGGGACUGUCCCAGGCGGACACUCUGUGGCAGGCCGGCGGUGCGUGUGAAAUGCCUGAUGGCCUCACGCCGGGGGUACUGCACCGAACCCUCCCCCCUGUGCCCGCGCCUCCACCUCCCCCCGGCAUCGCCAUCCCACCCCCUGCGUCGGGCCCCCCGCCCAGCCCCUUCCAACACGCCGGAGUGCUGGGUGGCCCGCCAGCCACGGAGAAGAGCUGCGGCACGCCGGGCAGCUCCACGCCCAGCAGUCAGGGCAGCCGGACACCAGUGAGCUCGGGCCCCGACAGCCACCCCACACCGGGGCCUCCGGCCAGCAGGGGGGGCUCCAUGCCUCGCACCCUCCUGCCCAUACCCGGAGCUGGCGACGUGGGCCAUGCGCACGGCCGGGGAGGCGUGACGGGGCCUACGCCUCUUCCGCCGCCGCCUCCUCGCCACGCCAACCACAGCAGCCCCGGCGGGUACAACGGCAGAGGGGCAAUGACUGUUCCGCCACCGAUGGACAUGCACGGCGGCUUCAGAGCCAGGGGUGUACCGCCCAUGCCCAUGCGCUCCAGACCCGGGCGAGGACACAUGAGGGGGGGGCCGCCUCCAUGGGGUCCCCCUCUGAGGGGUGCACCACCCCCACCUCCACCUCCGGACUAUUACUCAGAUUACACGUACCCCUAAAUCACCGCAUGGCGACGGGAUAGCCUCAACAGACUACUGGCAGAGAGAAUGUACAUAUUUGACUUUUGAGAGCACAUUUGGAUUUCACAGAAGGAGGCAGACUAAGAAAAAGGAACCUUGGUCUUUGUAGGAGUUCAGAGGCCUGAAGUCCUGCUGUAAUCAAACCUGCUCUUCCUAAACAAGGACUUUUGGGGGAAAUAAACAGACCUUGUUCAGACCACUAUAUUUAUAUUUGCCAAGAAAUGUAACAGCCUUUCAAUGUUUCAUUUUGUUGCUUCUUUUUGUUCCAAUUUUUCAACAAAUAGAAAAAAAGGAAAAAAAACGGUUUGUGAACAAGGAAUAAAAUCAGACAAUAUUUUUUUAAAAAAAUAAGUGAAAUGUGGAUCACUCGUUUUAGCAUUCUUCUUUUUUUUUACAUUCUUGGUUGUAAAAAUGUCUAUUAAAAACAAGGUUGUAUCAAAAUGUAUGACUUGGUGUCAUCUGGUUCAUAUCACUCUGAUUUUGGACAUUUAUCUGACAGAGGCACCUUGAAGUGGCUGGUAUUUUGAGAGUGGCCAGUAGGGGGCACUGUUCUCCUUUGGACUUAACCAAGGAGUAAAUUCUAAUGCAAUCCGCUGGCGGUACAGCCUCCUGUUGACUUGCUGAUAAAGACUAUAAUUUCACUAGCUUGUCAUCUAGCAUGGUAUAGGGUCCUAAAUUCUAAAGAAUUUCAUUUAAAUUUUAGCAUUUUCGGAGCAUCACUUCAACUUGCUAGCUGGAGGCAACAGAUUUGUUGUCUCUGUGUGUUGAAAGAGAACUUGAAUUUUGCAUUAUUGAUGCAACCGCAACCAGAAACUCGCCGUGCAUCUCUGAAAUGCAUUUUUAUUCUCUACCUCAGAAGGGCAGUUUUGAGUGUUUCUGUGGUUCUCACCCCAAAUGAGAAGCCAAUAAACCAUGAGUGAUGGGCUAUUAUAAAUCAUGUUUCAGCUGAAGACCAGUUUUAUGGUCAUCUGCCACAUAAAAUAUUGAUUUGUCAGUUUAAACCCAGCCAAUGCCCCGUUUGUUUCAGUGUGACCGCCUCUGGCGCAUCUGUUCUUUGAUAUGCAUUGCAAAUGACGUUACCACACAGGCGACGUUGCGCAACCUGUAAAUCAUCAGGAAUUGCAGAUGCAGGAAUGGCAGCUUCCUGACUUCCCUUGUGUUGAUCAUACACAUCGCUACACUCUCACAGCUAAAACGAGCCAGAGGGCUAUGACAAAGGUCAUGAUGUACAUUAUUUAUUAAAAUCACUCUUUCAAGGUAAACCUGGAGAUCGAUCAGUAAGAUGAGUCCGGCUGUGGCUGGCAUUUGUGGUAACUGAUCCAUUGCAUCAACAGCGUUUGUACAAUUUUCUUGAUAAGGGUCAGCAUCAUGAACAAUCACAGCUUCAAUCCCUGUUCUACUAAAUAAAGGUCAUCUGUAAUGUUUGAUUUACUUGAAACACCAUUAUCUGGGAACUGCAUGAAAAGUCAGGCCAAAGGGCUGUGAAGAUGAAAGGCAUGUAGGCCCCCUUGUCCUGCACUGUUUGUUUAUUUAACAACACUCGCUGGGACAAUUACUAAACCUAUCUGAAUAUGGAGCACAGGAAUGAUCAGUACAUAGUGCAUUGGGUAAAGCACUUCCCAAAAGAGGACAAUUGUAAUCCUGUAUUUUUGUAUUGAUAGAGAUUAUCUUUCCUAAAGUGUGUUACUCUAUUGUGAGGGAGUUGUGGGUGCUGCUUUGAAGCCUUUCAUUAUAGUCAUAAAAAUGAUAAAUACUGAGGAAAAGGGACCUCAUGGUUUUAUUCGGGUAUAUGCGUUCUCGACAUUCUAAAAUGUGUGGUUAGAUCACUUUCCUGCUGUCCUUAUAUUUUCCUCAUUUGAAUGGAUUGACAAAGAUUAAGGGAUUAAGAACAUGUUGAACAAUUGUAAAAAAAAAGCACCUUGUUUAUCCUGAGGAUAAUCUGCUAAAACCUGACCUUUGUUCAUCUCUCCUAUUUAAUGUAGCCUUCAUUAGGGUAGGGGGACAAAAAGGAAAGCAUACUCUUAACGCAGAUGGCCGAGGUCAGACGGAGAGCUUCCGCAGGUCCAUGCUGGCUUACACGGCUUCAUGUUAGUUGGAAAAGAUGCCACAUAUGCUUUUUACCAUUGGCAGGGCUCCAAACUGCUCAAAUGCCUGUGCACACACUUAGAUCCUUUUAAAAUGGUGUAUGCAUGAGAUAUAUCCUCCUAAAAGGCAUAACAGUAAAAUGUUGACAAGCAACUAGCACUCACCUUGAAAGCUUUAUGAAGGUGAGGCAGUUUGGAGUCAUUGAAGUUUCCAUUAAGCUAAGUCAGUUCAGCAUUUUUCAAAAGCUUCAAUGUGCCAUAAUCAUUGUUAAAUAAUUGAGGGGCUGUCAUUUUGGUUCCCUUCUGUCUUAUGAUAGUCACAGCACAAUUAUGUUUUUGGCAAGCAGCCUAGAUGAGUUGUUCCCCAAAUUCAGCUGAUACAGAAUGGAUAGUCAGUUCACUUCACAGGCUGGGAGAUGCUUGUCACUCAAGCAUACAAUUAUACAUAUUAAGAAUGAUAUGUAAAUGAAUAAUCUGAAUCACAUUCAUUGAGUGAAUACGUUUCUGUGGAAAUGACCUAGUUCUUUGUUAGUUCACACACAGAAAGAGAAUAAGCAUAGUAAGCAAAAUGUCCCUUUUUUAAUUCAUGUUUGGAGAAUUAGGCUACUGUGGAUUAAUUCUUUGCUCCAGUGGCGUGGUGUGGCACUGCGGUGGGGUCUCAUGUUUUGAUGCUUUAAUCCUCUGCAGCAGAAGAAGGAGAGGAAAUGAACAUGACUUUAGGCAUUGCAUGGGGAAAUAAAACAUUGUUUUGCUUUCUUGUUUUCUUUUUUCACUUUCAUCCCCCAUCUUUGAUCUUGUUUGAACAACUUUCAUUCUCUUUUUACACAGGAAUGUCCAUGUUGAGCUGUGCUAUGGCUGAGCAGCACACCUUGCCUGGUUGACUUUGCCAUGCACAGUAUAGAUUAAGUACUAACGCUGGAUAUAGUACUUAUUUUGAUUGAUCUACCACAGGAUGUGAUGAAAUCCUAGCUGUCCAUAUAAUCAAAUAUAUCUCCCUCUGUAGUAGUGCAUGAUCAUUUAAUGUUGUUGUAUUCUGUAUAGAAGCCUCUCUUAUAUAAGGGUUUAAUCUUGACUCAUCAUCUAGAUUAAGUGAAAUUCAUAUAGCACAAGACAGUGUCUUUAGAAGCUUAACAUUAGGAGACCUUUCUCUCUUUCUUUCUUUCUUUCUUUCUUUCUUUCUUUCUUUCCUUCAUUCUUUUCUUCUUUCUUCCACACCAUUCUGUGCUUUCUGGGAAAAUGUAGGAGCCUCUGCUAUGAAGCCCACCAUGCUCCAAUACAGGAUGCUUGAACCAUAGGCGUUCUGCAUGGCAACUGAGUGUUAAUAAAUAUUUUUUAUUUUUUUCCACGUCUGUCCCUGAAACCUUAAUCUCAAGUGAAGGGUAUUUGCUCGCCCCACCUACGGUUCUCCGGAUCCUUUUGUCCUGAGUGUGCCUGGAGUCGGUGGCAGAGUGCCAUCCUGGGAUUUUUUGUCGCUUUGCAUUUCUGUGAUGUUCUCCUACUCGAAUUCUUUCAAAGUGGCCUGUGUGAUUAAAGCCAACACAGCCUCUGCA